AUGUAUCGGAAGUUGUCUAAGUUAGAACACUCGGAAAUAAAACAACUUCUUACAGAAGCUAAUAUAGAUGUUGCAAAGCAUUACACAACAAACAAAAAGGCACUCGCUGACUUCAUUAAAGACUACAAUGGUGCAAUAAGUUAUGAUAGAAUUCAUGAGUUCAUAAAGCCGCAACGCGGCGAGGACGAAGUCCAUGCAAGAGCAUUUCCUUUAAAUGACAUUGCUAUUGACUUAUAUCAUAGACGUUCAGUACCUCAUGAAGUAAGAAGAGAAAUGUUUGACAUAACAAAUGCGAACGUUGGUGAAACACGAAAGAGAGAUGACACACUGAAACAACAGAGAAGAGAGAU
Messenger RNA from Trichomonas vaginalis G3, 350 nucleotides. RefSeq names its product organellar and viral DNA polymerase type B. The transcript has a single exon. Lineage: Eukaryota; Parabasalia; Trichomonadida; Trichomonadidae. The record is from RefSeq and is a predicted model, not a curated record. The annotation marks the transcript as partial.